Messenger RNA from Micropterus dolomieu (smallmouth bass), 6654 nucleotides. RefSeq names its product trichorhinophalangeal syndrome I (gene trps1). Gene Ontology annotation, molecular function: zinc ion binding; RNA polymerase II transcription regulatory region sequence-specific DNA binding; DNA-binding transcription factor activity. The record is from RefSeq and is a predicted model, not a curated record. The coding region runs from base 792 to 5447 and encodes 1551 amino acids. Lineage: Eukaryota; Metazoa; Chordata; Actinopteri; Centrarchiformes; Centrarchidae. The transcript has 11 exons. Gene Ontology annotation, cellular component: nucleus. Gene Ontology annotation, biological process: regulation of transcription by RNA polymerase II.
GCUGUGCUUUGGUUUGCUGUGGCCAGCAAAUCCGGGCUCUGGGCGGCUGAAUAACAUACUUAUAACAUCGGAAUAUUACAAUACCAGAGCCAACCUAACUCACUAAUCAGUCGCUAUCAGGGUUGCCGUGAAGCCUUAACUAUCUCUCUUUCCCUCUCAGACCAAAGAAAAAAAGAGACAGCCAAGACACAGUCACCCCGUCCGACAUCAUCAACAAACAAAAACCCCACAAAGAGACGAACCAGCCAACCAGCCAGCCAGCCACCAUCUUAACAGGCUGCUGAAAGAGACACACACUGAGAGAAAAGAGGCUAAUGCUUAUUUUGAUCAACAGGUUGUUAAGGUGAUGCUGGAUUCUGACAACCGUGACUGAGGACCUAAACCGAAGACCAGACAGCAAGAAGGGCAGCCAUCAUAAUACUUCUUCCAUGGAUCUACAUCACACCUGAUCUAACUCAAAGCUGCUUUUGCUCAGCUGUUAAGCAUAAGAGGAGCAACAUCCUUGGACCAAAGCUGGCUGAUUCUACACGGAGUUAAAGAACUUCUUAAACAAAUGUUUUUGCUCUGAUGUUCACGGACGUGUGUGGAGUUACGUGGACCUGAUAAAGAAAUGGAGGGAUAUUAGUUAGGGCCCGACACCUGGUUUUCUGCUUCCCAUUAUCGUGUGGAGUACGGAGGACCAGUAGCCGAACUGUUGGCUGCUGCUGGACGGAGCUUCGCGGCGCUGGGUCGAAUCGAGCCGCUUCAACAGAACUGAUGCCAAGAGUCAGCCAUGAUGUUUUUGUAACCUGAUGAACAGCAGAGAGAUGGUGAGGAAGAAGAAUCCCCCUAUCCGGAGUGUGGGAGGUGAGGAGGAGGAAGAAGAAGAGGGGAGGAGGCCCGCAGGAGAAGAGGAGGAGGAGGGAGAGGAGGAGGGAAGAGUAGGAGCAGAGGCCGAACGCAUAAACCGACCCUCUGAGCCAGAAUCCUCCGACCGGAUCAGAGGAGAUGAGGAGCAGGAAGAGGAGGAGGGGGAGAGCGAGUGCGUAUCCUCGUCUGUCUCUCCCUCAUCCGACCGCUACAGCAAUGAGGAGAGGGGGGGGAGGAGAGGAGGCGGCAGGAGGGCCACACAAGGAGGAGCGGUGUUGAAUGACAGGCCCGAGAGCCAGUCGGAGCCUGAGGACGGGGAGAAGGGGGUAGAGGAAGGAGAGAAGAGUGAAAGAGACAGAGGGGAGUCAGAUCAUCUCACGACUCCUCUCCACUCUGCUCCCCACCUCCUCCCCAGACAGGAAGGAGGGGAGGAGUCAACAACUGACACCCCUCCGCUUUCCUCCAGCCCCUCUCCCAAACUCCAGGACUUCAAGUGCAACGUGUGCGGUUACGGUUACUAUGGCAACGACCCCGCCGACCUGGUGAAGCACUUUAGGAAGUAUCACCUGGGCCUGCACAACCGCACACGGCAGGAUGCUGCCCUCGACACACACAUCCUGGCCCUCCAUAACAUGGCUCCCCAACACACACCUCUAGAUAUACAAGCAGGACAGGGGCAGAGGAACCAAGCCAAAGAGUUGGGGAAGACAAGACCAGAUAUGCACAAUCAGCAGCACAGGACAGUUAUGAUGAAUGGCACAUAUGACGUACAGGUGAUGCUGGGUGGCACGCUAAUUGGGAUUGGGCGCAAGACCUCCGAUUGCCAGGGGAAUACAAAGUACUUUCGCUGCAAAUUCUGCAACUUCACAUACAUGGGCAGUAAUUCCUUAGAACUUGAACAACACUUCCUGUCCUCGCAUCCAAAUAAAGUCAAAACUCCGCCAAGCACGCCCCUGCUGGCCACCAAUAACCUUGCAACGCACGACAACCAGGCAAAGGAAAAGGGUCAAAUCUUAGACGGGGCGGAGCGAGUCGCUGUGAGAGCUGAAGAUGACUCCUUGGUUGGGUACUCCAUUCCAGUCAGGGCAUGUUCAGAUUCAUCAAGCUGGACAGGGGAGCCGGGUCGAGGGGCUGUGCAGGCGUAUUAUUGGUGUAAAUUCUGCAGCUGGAGUUGCGAGUGGUCAGGGGGCUCGGCGAAGCUUUUAGAUCACUAUGAACAAAGACACAGAAUGAGCACGGGAGGUACUAUGAGCCCCAACAACUCAAAUGCCGGGGGGAUGGACAUGGAACGGGAGAGAGGAGGGAGAAGAGAAGGAGGAGAAAGAGACCACACGGCAUCCAAAAGCCGCAAAGAUCUAUCAUCUAACCCAUCCAGCACCAGCCAAGGAGACCCAAACAGCAGUGAUUCGGAAGCAGUCGUGACCAGCUAUAACUGUCAGUUGUGUGAUUUCCGGUACUCAAUGGCCCACAGUGCAGAUGUGAUUGUAGUAGCACCGUUGCUACUGCACUACCAGCACAACCACUCCAUCCACCGAUGCUGCAUUCAGCACUGCAUGUAUUGUCCACAGGGGCUCUGUCAGCCGCAUAAACACCUGGGGGAGGUGUCUCACCCCUUUGCUUGUCGGAAGCCCACCUGCUCUAAAUGCUGUUCCAAGUUUCCUCAGUCCACCAAACAGCAGGACACAGUCGGCUCAAAACCCGCUACCACCACCUCACCCAGCAUGACCCCUUCUAAUCCUAGAGGUGACCCUGGUAUGAUUUCAUUAUCAACGUUUCACCCCUCUAACCCUGCCCAUCCUGUUGUCACACAAGGCGUCACCCACUUGUGUGACCAGUGUGCGUUUGCCACCACAGACAUCGAUGUGUUGCUCCAACACUAUGAAAGCUGCCACACCCUGAUUAACCUAAAGGGGGCUCCACCACAUGUCAAGGCCGAGGAAGAGAUUGGGGGAGAGAAGGAAGGGGGGAGAGGAGGAGGAGAGAGAGAGUACUCUUGUACAAAGUGUCACUUCAUCACGGAAGUGGAAGAGGAGAUUUUUAGACACUACAGACGUGUCCACGCGUGUUGCCGUUGUCGCCGCUGUGACUUCACGGCUCCUGAUUCGUCGGCCCUCCUCGACCAUUUCAACUCCGCCCACUGCCAUGAAUCCUCUCCCUCAUUAAGCUCAUUGACAACGACGUCCUUAGCCACCUCACUGACGACCACACUGAUGCCUUCAUUAACACUCUCAGCCAAUGGCUGCUCAGCUCCCUCUACCUUAGCCAUUAAAGAAGAAAGUAAGGGGGAUCUUCGCCUCCUCUACUCCCUUGCACCACCGGAGGGACGGUUGGCAGAAGGAGGCAGAGAAAUGGCAGGUGGGGUGGUAAAAAGUGAGGGAGGUGAGGAGAAAGAACGAGAGCGGGAGAAAGGCUGGGUUCUUGGGGAGACAAAAGGACUAGGAGAAAGAGGAAGUGAGCAGGCCCACGGUUUACUCUGGGUGCCCAAGGAGCGAAUGGGACCCGAAAGAGGAGUAGAACGAGGAACAGGAGGUGGGAGCCCUUCUCGUUUCUCCUCCCCCCUGUCAUUGUCGUUUGUUUCAGCCAAUCAUGAGGCCUCGCAGCAGAAAAGAGGCGUGGCUUCACCUAGCAUGGUUUACCUGGGGGACACAAAGUCGUUUUUGGGAGAUACCAAGUCGUUUUUGGGAGAUGCCAAGCUGUACGGAGGAGGAAGGCCAGGAGGAGCCACCGCAGGUGGAGGUGGAGGGGAGAAACAGAUCCAGAUGCCCGCUCAGCAGUACACAGGAGGAGGGGGUGGAGGUGGAGGAGGACAGGAGGCGAAAGGAGGAGCCGCUAAAGAGGAGUCCCAAUCACUGCUACGGCGGCGUAGAGGCAGCGGGGUCUUCUGUGCAAACUGUCUGACCACCAAGACAUCAUUGUGGAGGAAGAACGCUAAUGGAGGCUACGUCUGCAACGCGUGUGGUUUAUACCAAAAACUACAUUCGACACCCAGACCUCUAAACAUCAUAAAGCAGAACAACGGUGAACAAAUUAUCCGACGGCGAACCCGCAAACGCCUCAACCCUGACUCGCUGUCAUCUGAAACCCCCGCCCCCAAGCAACAACGCAUCACCAGCGAGGAGCGUAUGAACGGGGAGGAGUCAGACAGAAGCUGCGCAACAAUCAAAAACCAGCAGCCCUCCCCUCGCUCACGCUCACCCCGAUCUACUCAAGCUUUCCUAGCCAAUCAAACAUUGGAGAUCCACCGACGCAUGCCUCCCCUGCUCCUCCCGUCACAUCCCCCCUCCACAUUGGUAGCUGAGGGAAAUGGGGGUAUCACUGAAGGAGGGAUAACAUCAAAACUAGAGGGAGGUAAAGGAGGAGGGGGGUCAGAAAGAGGCAGUCCGAUUGAAAAGUACAUGCGUCCAACCAAACCGUCUAGUUAUUCGCCUCCUGGUUCACCCAUUGAAAAGUAUCAAUAUCCACUUUUCUCCUUACCCCUACCAUUAACGCUCUCCCCUGAUUUGACACCUGAGUCGGAUUGGCUCAGAUUCUGGACCAAGUAUAAGAUGGCAGCUGCCUCUGGGGUUCCUGGUAGCAUCAGUAAUCUAAGCAGCCCUGGUAGCAUUGGAAGUAACGCUCAUUAUCUUGGUGCAAUGGUGACUCCAGUACAUCAUCAUCAGCAAAGCUACACAGUGCCUUACUGCUCCUCUCCCUAUUCUCCUCUCCCCCCUCCUCCUGCUCCUCCUCACUAUCCUCCCCCUCCUCUUCAAUCUCAAAUCUCUUCACCAUCAUUAGAAAAUGAUGGUCCUUUGGAUCUUGCAAUAAGACAAAGAGAUACAAGUGCUGCACAUGCACACCUGUCAACAAAUGGUGCAGAGAGGAGAAGGCAAGAGUCGCCACUCGCUGAGAGGUCAAGAGAGAACUGGAAAGGAGAGAAAGAGGAGGAGGAGAGGACAGAUGAAGGAGGGACCCAGAGGGAGGAUAUGGGAAAGGAAGAAAAGGAUAAUUUGACAAAAAGUCAGUCAAGUGUCCCAUCAAAUCGCACCAUGGUGGAGGUGGCCACGCAGGAUGACCUGACCAACCGUUGCAUCCACUGUGGGAUCUACUUCCUAGACGAGGUCAUGUAUGCCCUGCACAUGAGUUGCCACGGUGACCAGGGACCAUACCAAUGCAGUUUUUGCCUCCACGUCUGUGCGGAUCGCUAUGAUUUCACCACGCACAUACAGAGGGGCUUACACAGGUACACAGACAAAACGUCGCAAAACAGGGGUCACACGCAGGACAGCAUAGUUCAGAACGUCACUGUGACAACAGAGCGCGAGUGUCAUUAUGCGACGCCAAAGGAAAAAGACGGAGGUGAUCAUAGUGAGACUACAGAUGAACGCAAUGAUGUCAUAGGAGUUUGUCCUGACAACCAAGCAAAAGGAAUUACAGGCGAUGAUUCCAGUGACAAUGAAACGGGAGUUGAAGAGGAGGUAGGAGGGGAGGAUCAUGACAUAACAAACCAGGAAUUAGGAGACACGGUGGUGUCAGAUAAUAAUAAUGAUAUCGCAAAACCCACAGAGGUCACGACUGUUGCUGAAUCUAAAAACUUAGAUGAGAACGCAGAGAGCAAUUAAUCUGAUGCCUUUGACUCAUACAAACCUUGAAGAACGCGUUUUAUUGGAUGAAUAAGCUGUAUGCCUCCAUGUUCCUGGAGGCUAGCUCAUGUCAAAAUGGGCCUAUCCUGGGCACUAAAUGGAACACAUCCUUAUGCUGGAAGCACUCGGCUGUCAAAUGGUCAAAAAUCAUUGUAGGAUCCCGAUGAACUGCUGCAGGGACAGUUUGGAGAAAUGGCCUGAAUCCUGUCUUGAGUGACGGUCAGUUGACAGCUCUGUGGCAAGUAUUCAACAACAGAGUCCGGGCAUGCAGCUGAAAUCACCUUAAAUAAACAGCCACUUUGUGUGCUUUCCAAAUAAGAGGAUUGAAAGCUCGACUGAAUGUUGGACUAGUCUCAUUUAGGAUGAGUUUGAGGAGCUCAGCACUUGCACAGUCAUCAUACAGCAGAGCAAAAAAAUAACAAAAAAAAUAUGCUAGAAGCAAAACACUUAAACUGAACUGAACUGAGCUGGUCUUUUAUGUACCACGCUAAACUGAACCCUGACCUGGUUCAAACUAGUCUGAUGCAUCAUUCAAACUGUUUUAUCUUGGUACAACCGGAUCUGAUCUGGUUAGAACUACUUUGUUCUGGUCUGGAGCAUGUUUUUGACUGUUUUACCUCUGUGCAAAUGGAUCCAAAACCAAAACUUAUUUUUGACUCUAUAAAACUGGUCCAGAGUUAAACCAGUUUGUGCUGGGCUGCAGUUCAGCUGAGGUUACCUUGGUACAAAAGGAUCAGUUGGUUUCUUUUACUUGUGCCCUGUUGUCCCUGAAACUGUCAAUGCAAAACCACCACCUCUGCAACGUGGCCCACAAUAGGAGACUGUGUUGUGUUUGAUUUGACCGUGACUUUUUUUGAACUGCUUGAAAAACCGGAGUGAUUCCGGACCGAAGUGUUCUCUUCAUCCAUUUGGAUCGAACCAAGUGACAUUCUUUUCUACCUUCCUCCGUGCCAUGAUACUAGCUAUGUGCCUGGCUGCCUGCCUAAUAGAACAACCAUCUAUUAACCUGCUUAACAUUUAUAUUAAUGAUAAUAAUGGUAAUAAUAAUUAUGAUGAUGUUAUAGUGCAAAACAUGCAAUUUGCUACACUUUCCUAUAUAAUAUGUUAUUUUGUAAAGGCAAAUAAUGCUUUUUUUGCGGAAAUGGUACUAUAAAAAUUAGUCUAUUUGAGUUUUUUUUAUUUUUGA